AUGUCUCAGGGCAACAAUAGCGGCGGUCAGUGUCAUGUUGACGCCAUCAAGGGCGCCCGAGUACUUAUCAUUGGAGGAUCAGCGGGCAUAGGCAAGGGCGUCGCGUCUGCAGCAUUGGCCGCCGGAGCAAACGUGUUUGUUUCUUCUUCGAAUCCAUCCAAAAUAUCCGCCACCGUGACCGAGUUCCAAUUAACGUACCCGGGCGCCAACGUGUUUGGAAUAGCGGCCGACCUGGCCCAGGUGCUCAAGACCGCCGUCGCCGAACUGGGCUGGCCCCUUGAACACAUAGCUUACACGGCGGGAGACGCGUUUGACUUCGAGCCCCUCUCCGCCGUAACGGCUGCGAACGCCUAUGCCUCUUGGACGGUGCUCUACCUCGGCCCACUGCUAGUGGGAAAGCUGGUGACAGUCAACCCGGCCAUUUAUCUCAAAGGGGCUUCCAGCUCAUCCAUCACCCUGACCUCCGGCAUACACGGAAGCAAGCCAUUCCGCGGGCUGUCUAAGAGCAUCGGAUGGUGCGGUGCAGUUGAGACACUCACGAGGGCGCUCGCAGUAGACCUUGCUCCGAUUCGGGUCAACAACGUUUCUCCUGGUGCCAUUCGGACUCCCAUGCUGGAGAAGCUCCCCGACGAAGCUAUAGCCGGCUUUGUCCAGAACCAACUGGUUAAGGAGGUGGGCACAGUACAGCAAACAGCCGAAGCGUAUCUUUUCAGCAUGCGUUGCUCUUUCGCGACUGGCCAACAAUUCGUCAUUGACGGUGGUUAUACUUACAAAUGA
This is a messenger RNA of Colletotrichum chrysophilum, 777 nucleotides long. RefSeq lists its product as uncharacterized. The transcript has 2 exons. Lineage: Eukaryota; Fungi; Ascomycota; Sordariomycetes; Glomerellales; Glomerellaceae. Bases 1 to 777 code for a protein of 258 amino acids. The record is from RefSeq and is a predicted model, not a curated record. Gene Ontology annotation, molecular function: oxidoreductase activity.